Messenger RNA from Olea europaea var. sylvestris, 664 nucleotides. RefSeq lists its product as uncharacterized. The annotation marks the transcript as partial. Lineage: Eukaryota; Viridiplantae; Streptophyta; Magnoliopsida; Lamiales; Oleaceae. The transcript has a single exon. Gene Ontology annotation, cellular component: membrane. The record is from RefSeq and is a predicted model, not a curated record.
UUAGAUGGUUCAGUAGAAUUUGACAGAGUCAUUUCCACAAACACCUGUUCGACAACUAAACAAGGCCACUAUUCCAUUGUUGUUGAGUCAAUUUCUCCGGCACCAGCUCCAGCUACUGGAGGUGGUGGUAACAGUGAAGCGGGCGGAGGAUCCACCGUCUCCGGCGGCGGAAAAGGGCAUCGGAAGGUGGGGAUAAUUGUUGGGCCUGCUGUGGGAGGAGCAAUUUUAUUGGCUUGUUUGAGCAUGUUAUUUUAUUGUGCAUAUAGGUGCAGACGCCGGAAAAAGAUACAGAAAAUGGAAGAGAUCUCGGAAAUGGGAGUGGCGUUACCAAUGACAAGAGUUGCGUAUACAAAGGCGCCUGUUGCAUUGGAGACUCGAACGAGGCCUCUGUUAGAGAAUGAAUUUGUGCCAUAGUCUUGGUGAGAGUACAGUGGACAAACAUUUAAUUUCUUUCCUUUCUUUUUUUCCCUUCAUGUCGAGUACUUUACAGUCCACCUUACUUGACAAGCGAUUAAUUCAAUUUUUCUCUAUUUUCGAUCUCUUCUUGCGUUGGAGACUCAAACUAGAUUAGGGAAUGAAUUUAUGUCAUAAUCCUCGAGAGCGACAUUUUUUUGUUAUGUAACAGCAGUACGAUGAAUAAUAAUUUAACAUCUUUUUCUCAGUA